Messenger RNA from Alternaria atra, 861 nucleotides. RefSeq lists its product as uncharacterized. The transcript has a single exon. Bases 1 to 861 code for a protein of 286 amino acids. Lineage: Eukaryota; Fungi; Ascomycota; Dothideomycetes; Pleosporales; Pleosporaceae. Gene Ontology annotation, biological process: fungal-type cell wall polysaccharide metabolic process. Gene Ontology annotation, cellular component: fungal-type cell wall. The record is from RefSeq and is a predicted model, not a curated record.
AUGCAACCACCAAAGCAGCCGCAGACUCGAAGCUCACUUCUGACCUCGGCAUCGACCGUGGCUAUCCCAUCCUCAUCACGAGCUGCCUCUGAGGCACCAUCUACCAACCCAGCGGCGCCAACUGCCGGUCUGAAGACCAGGCGUGGGAUAAUCGCCAGCGGUGCUCCCGCUGAACACCUUGCCAGCGCUUUCACAAACUCUAAGGUGUCCUGGCUGGCCAACUGGUAUUCCGCCCCACCCCACCAGCUGGCGCCCGGCAUGACCUUCGUUCCUCAAAAUUACGGCAAGAAAUCUGACGAGAAUGGUGACUGGACCAAAAAUGCCCAACAAGCCGUCAAAGCGGGAGACAAGUACAUGCUCAGCUUCGGUGAGCCCGGCACACCCAACGCUCAACUCCACAUGGACCCGAAAGAGGCUGUUGACCUCUGGAUGGCUAAGAUGGAACCGUUUGCCAAGCAAGGCGUCUCCAUCGGCGCCCCUGGCACCCUUCAGAACACCCAGGAUUUUGAAUGGUUGUCCCAAUUCCUCAGCCUGUGCAACGAGUGCAGCAUUGGUUUCCUCGCGAUGCACUGGUAUGAUAAGGCUGAGCUCAAGAACGUUCAAGGUCUCAAGGACACCCUGAACAAAGCCGCCGCCAUCGCUCAGGGCAGGUCUAUCUGGCUCGCCAACUUCCAGGCCGAUGGCACGCCGGAGGCGCAGCAGGAGUUCCUUGGGGAAGUUAUCCCUUGGUUGGAUGCCCAGGAGAACAUUCAGGCGUACGCAUAUGUCCCUACCGAUUCUUCGACCCCGGGCGCCAGCUAUGGCAUGGUCGAUGACCAAGGCAAUCUGAACGCCUUGGGCCAGUUGUACGCUACUUUGUAA